GCUUUCAGGCAUUACGCGCUUGAUCAUCAAAGGAACUGGAUUCUCUCGUCUCGGCGACGGCAUGUCGGCGCUUUAAUUUCGUCCUUCCAUGGGGCGAGUACCAUGUUCCUCUGACCGACGACGACGACGCUCGCAUUAUCCGGAAAGCUAAAGGAAACGAAGGAAUCAUGGCGUUCUACGACGUGGGAACGGGCGACCUCAAGGAGUUGUGGGAGUCCUACAUGACCGAGCCGAUGCUCGGUCAGGAUAUCUUGCUGUGCACCAAAGAGGAGGAAUGGGGCAACGCCUUGAGCUUCAGGCACAAUGUGAUUUUGCGAGACCGCCUGAUGACGGACGCGGCACUCGGUGGACCGCGGCCGAUAAAAUCCGAGCACAGCUACAGCCUUCUGGCGCCCAGCCCGCCGCCGAGCCCGGCGACGCCCGGGGCCAUAAAUCCCCAUACGCCCAAUUCGGGUUCCGGCGCGGUCGGCUCCACCACCGUGAUCACCAGUUCCUCCAUCGAUUUCGCAAACCUGGACCACAAGUCUCUCGAUAUCCGCGACAGGAUGGACGAUAUGGAAGAGGAAUGUUUUCCGGCCAUUUCGAUAAGCAACACUUCGAACCGCGUCGAAUCGUCGUCGUCGCCGUCGCUGACGUCGUCAUCUACCUCGAGUAUAAUCCUCAAGAGAGACUUAGUACCUGAAGAUAACGAGUGUCCUGGGAUCAAGGGCGAGCCUAUCAGCGCGCCGGCGAGUCCCUGCGCGCCCUGUCAGCCGAAUUGCGAUAUGGUGGACGAUAAGAGCACGAUAACAAUGGUGUCGCCGCAGAGCCUUCACUUCGCCACCAAAACCCAUCUCUCGCACACGAGUGACAGCGAGGAGGAUGACGAGGAGUACUAUCAUCAGAAUAUGGAGAUUGAGGAGUACGGCGUGGUCUGCGUGGGGAAGGAAGCGACCUUGCACGCGUCGAGGCAGGGAUUGCCGCCGACGCCGCCCAGUAGCGCGAGCUCCGACAGCGAGGGUACCGCUUCCGCUUCCUGCUCGCCGGAACGCCGGGAUUCUCAGACCUGUACGCAGAAUCUCAGGGGCUUACUGACACCGAGGCUUUACGUCACCAACGGCACCCACACCACCAGGCAGCCCAUUCAUACGCCUCUGAUUUCCUCCCAGCCGAAAGGAUCCACGGGAGUGUUAACAUUGACGGACGAGGAGAAGAGGACCUUGAUAGCCGAGGGAUAUCCCGUGCCCACGAAGCUGCCUCUGACAAAGCAAGAGGAGAAAUCUCUGAAGAAAAUACGGAGGAAAAUUAAGAACAAGAUAUCGGCCCAAGAGUCGCGAAGAAAGAAGAAGGAGUACAUGGACAAUUUGGAGAGGCGGUGCAACCUGUUGCAGAAGGAGAACUCCUCGUACAGAGACAGGGUGAAUUAUCUGGAGGACGCGAAUCGCGAGCUGAAGAAGGAGUUGCAACGUCUCGAGACCUUGCUGCAGCUACAAUAGAUUUAUUUGUACUUCUAGCUAAGAGUAGCCUGAAUUUACCUUGGCGUCGUCAAAUUUUUAUUUUUAAAAAGACUUAACACGUGCUAAUCGCUCUCCUCAGAAAUGAUAAUUUAAUCCGACGGACGUUGCGCGCGACGUUCGCGAUUAACGAACAUGGCGAGAAACAAUUUAAUAUUGUUACGGAGAUAGAAAAAAAUUGUAAAGUCUUAAGAAAGAUUUUAGACUCCCCCACACAUUUACGGUUGAUAUAGAUUUACCUGUACCUCGUUAAAUUGCUCUUCCAUAAUAGCAACUUCAGUUUCUUACAAUUGUUAUGAGAUGAAGAGAAAAAUAGUGUGUUUAUCGUUAAGUUGCAGAUUGGAGUUAAAAAAGAGAUAUAUAUUUUUAGGGACUAGUGCAAUUUCUUUAUACAUUCCUAGAAUGUCUUCCUCAUACACACGAGACGCAACGAAGUAUCUUGCAGCGAUUAAAUUUAUUUACGUGAGACAUUCCAAAUGCUGCGAAUCGCUUCUGUUCUUUCGAUGAAGAUUUUACGCCAAUAUAAUAGUAUAUAAGUCACGAUAUAUGUUUUUCGCUAAAUCAGCGUAUAUUCUCGCCGGGAGUGCCUUUGCGGAUUUGUUUCCAUAUCUCUUCCAGCAUUGCAUUGCCGGACGACAUAUACAGGCUAACUUAUUUCGCAUUAUGCAUUUAGCGUGAGCUUUUUUUUUAAUCUGAAUAAAACAGAAAUAUUUGGGGAAAUUCGGAUCUCCCAUUCGCGAUAACUUGCGUGUUGCAAUUAUCGACUAUUGCCAAACUCGACUGCAACGAGGAGUUACAAAAAGAAAGUUCCGGUGUAAACGGCCUUUCGAUUAUUCCCUGUAUUUGUGCUCCAAAAAAAAAACGGUGAUGACGUUUUAAAUCGUUUCGGGACCCGAAAGAAGUAUACUCUUGGGAUCCACAAUAGCGUUAUACAGAUUGCGUGUGUCGGUGCGCAAUCCACUUUGACGUAGUUUCGUCAAUGGAUUCGCCUAUAUAGUAUAUAUAAAUAUAUACAAAUGAAAGUAUAAUAACAUAUGAUAUAUUUUAUAGGUAAGAGAAAAAAAAGGAUGAAAGUACGAUUAUUAUUGUGUAGGAAAAGUGUGACGUGAAAGUAAAAAUAUAUUCGAUGCAAUCGA
Messenger RNA from Wasmannia auropunctata (little fire ant), 2629 nucleotides. It is a transcript of the gene CrebA, whose product is annotated as cyclic AMP response element-binding protein A. Gene Ontology annotation, molecular function: DNA-binding transcription factor activity, RNA polymerase II-specific; cAMP response element binding. Gene Ontology annotation, biological process: regulation of transcription by RNA polymerase II. The record is from RefSeq and is a predicted model, not a curated record. The transcript has 6 exons. The coding region runs from base 168 to 1475 and encodes 435 amino acids. Lineage: Eukaryota; Metazoa; Arthropoda; Insecta; Hymenoptera; Formicidae.